This is a messenger RNA of Lethenteron reissneri (Far Eastern brook lamprey), 2027 nucleotides long. RefSeq names its product P2Y purinoceptor 1-like. Gene Ontology annotation, cellular component: plasma membrane. Gene Ontology annotation, molecular function: G protein-coupled receptor activity. Gene Ontology annotation, biological process: G protein-coupled receptor signaling pathway. NCBI's taxonomy places the organism in Eukaryota, Metazoa, Chordata, Hyperoartia, Petromyzontiformes, Petromyzontidae. The record is from RefSeq and is a predicted model, not a curated record.
AUUGGCACCUGCUGUAGCAGAGGUUAGGCGGCAGAUGGCUUGUAACCCGGCUCUCAGCGGGAUGCGUGGAACUUCUUCUCGUGCCGUUGGAUUUUGGCUGCGUUUGCAACGAGAGUAAGACUCGGUGGAGCGAAGAGUCACAAAAGAUGGUGUCGCCGCAGACCUCGGGGGACGAAGUUUGGGCCCCAGACGGGGAGCGAGACGACGUGGACGAGUGCUGGAUCGACGAGAACUUCCUCCCCAACGUCAUGCCGCCCGUGCUCAUCCUCGAGUUCAUCCUUGGUCUGCUGGGCAACGGUUUCACCAUCUGGGUGACGUGGUGGCACGUCAAGGUGUGGACCAGCUACACCAUCUACCUCUUCAACCUGGCCCUCACCGACCUCCUCUUCGUCGUGCAGCUGCCGCUGAGGGUGCACUACCACAUGCGGCUCAACGACUGGGUCCUGGGCGAGUUCAUGUGCGACAUGGUGGUCUUCUUCUUCUAUGCCAACAUGUACGGCAGCAUCUACUUUCUCACGUGCAUCAGCGUGGAGCGCUGGCAGGUAAUCGAGCGCCCCCUGCGCUCGCUGAGCCGACGCCGCUCGCUCAUGCGCGCCAAGCUCGUGAGCGUCGCCCUCUGGUUCCUUGCGCUCGUCCCGCAGGCCGGCAUGCCGUUCAUCUUCCACACGUUCGAGCACAAAAACCAGACCCGCUGCCUCAGCUUCAACCAGCCAUGGCUCAUGCGCAACUUCAACGUGUGGAACGCCGUCGAGAUGGUGCUCGGCUUCCUGCUGCCGUUCGGCAUCAUGCUGGUGUUCCACGUGCGCAUCGCGCGCAAGCUGCUCUGCUCCAGCACCAACCCGCGCCUCUUGCAGACGCGCAAGCGAGCCGCCCACUUCAUGAUCGUCAUCCUGCUCAUUUUCGCCAUUUGCUUCAUCCCCGUGCACAUCAUGCGCUCGCUGCUCAUCGCCGUCAAGCUGCUCGUGCCCAAGAACUGCGGCCUGCACCAGAUGGUGGCGCAGGUCUUCUACUGGUGCCUGCUGCUGUCCAGCUGCAACUGCAUUAUGGACCCGCUCAUCCUCUUCCUGUCGGGCGACCGGUUCCGUGUGGCGGCCAGCGAGGUGCUGCGCAAGUUCUGGGGCCCGGCGUGCGCCUGCGAGGAACCGGGCAGGGCGAUGGGCAACAAGUCGGUGGUCAUCGCGGUGCACCUGCACAGCAUCGAGAUCAAGACGGACGACGCCACCUGUAGGGAGAGCACCGGCGGCGUUCAGGAAAAACAGCCGAAGGGCCGGAAGGCGAGGAGGAAGAAGUCGGUCGAUGAGGGAGCAAGGCAGGGCCGGGGGAUGGGGUCGGAGAGAAGCACGGAGUCCGGCAGGGUGGCGAGGGGCGCCGCCUCGAGGGGGGAGCAGAGAGUGGAGAGGAAGGAGGGCUCCGCGGGCCGCACGAAACCAAGGACGGACCAGACGAGCACGUGGCUGACGCAGGACAGGGGGCAAAAGUUGGCCGGAGCGAACGGCGCCACCGCCGUGCUGGGAAACGGAGUGAGGGCGAUGGAAAUAAGGACCAUCGCGGGCGUAGGGUACGGGGAGGAAACUGCGCAUCGUGUUGGCACCGAGAGAAGAAAUGAAGUGGGCGAUAGGGAGAGUUUCCACUUUCACAAAAACACCGAAGUGCCCAGCAAUUGAGAUGGGGGCGGCCAUCGUCGAAGCAGACGAAGCUUUCAGGUUUUUGAUGCGGCGUGGAGAAAAAAAAGGGGGGGAAUUCGUGCCCCCCUUUCUGAACAUUGAGUGGUGAACGCCGAACAUUCAGUUCACAUCUGAUAAAUCACUUUUUUUUAUGCAGUCGAUGUUUUUGUGUGUGUCUAAGUUAUUGGGUUGAACACAUGUAACGAAGAGGAACUGUAAAUGAACAAGCAUGCCAACGAUGCAGCGUGAACUUAUAUAUUGUACGUCGUGUAAAAUGUUUUUUGGUAAUGCAUUUUUUAAGUAUCCCACCGAAGAUGUGAACACGUUGACAAAAGAAACAAUGCCACAUUGGGAAGUCUGAGC